This is a messenger RNA of Rhinichthys klamathensis goyatoka, 999 nucleotides long. RefSeq names its product odorant receptor 131-2-like. Gene Ontology annotation, cellular component: membrane. Gene Ontology annotation, molecular function: G protein-coupled receptor activity. The coding region runs from base 16 to 999 and encodes 327 amino acids. The transcript has a single exon. Lineage: Eukaryota; Metazoa; Chordata; Actinopteri; Cypriniformes; Leuciscidae. Gene Ontology annotation, biological process: G protein-coupled receptor signaling pathway. The record is from RefSeq and is a predicted model, not a curated record.
UUGUGUUAUUAAAAGAUGAAUGUUUCACUGGUGGGUAACAUCACCCAACCCAAGAUUUUGCGGGACAGCUUUGGCACAGCGGUGGCUAAGAAUGUGAUAGUGGUUAGUUUGUGCAUCUCCAUCAACUACAUCAACGGCACUCUCAUCCACACCUUCAUCAAGCACGAGAUCUUCAACGGAAACCCUCGGUACAUUCUCUUCAUUCACAUGGUGUUCAACGACAUGAUUCAGCUGAUGAUUUCAGUCCUUCUUCAUGUGUUGAGCUACAUUGUGUUUACCAUCAAUGUCUCUUUCUGCUGUGUUCUAUUGAUGAGCGCUAUAUUCACAACGCUCAACACACCGCUGAACCUGGCCGCCAUGGCUAUAGAGCGCUACAUCGCUAUCUGCAACCCUUUGCGUCAUGCUCAGAUCUGCACCGUACCUAAAACAUACAUCCUUAUCGGCCUAAUCUGGAGCCUGAAUGCCAUCCAGGCUCUACCAGACCUGUUCGUCCUGUUGGGUACACAACCGCGAAGCUUCUUCUACAGCAACAUCUUCUGCUACAGAGAUUAUCUGUUCAAUAACCCAUAUAUGAUAGAGAAGAGAAAAUUUGUGUAUAUCAUUUACCUGGCAUUUGUUGGGCUGACUAUAGUGUAUACUUACAUAAAGAUCAUGUUUGUUGCAAAGGCCACAAGCUUGGAUGCCGGCAAAGCUCGAAGUACCAUCAUCCUACAUGGGAUCCAGCUUCUGAUGUGCUUGCUAACGUUUGUCGGGCCCUUCCUGGACAAUCUGCUGCCGGGAAUGUUUCCUAUGCAUAUUCUGGAGAUGAGAUUUUUUAAUUAUUUAGUCAUCCAGAUAAUGCCCAGGUUUGUCAGUCCUAUUGUGUAUGGCUUGAGAGAUCAAACAUUUUGUAAGUACCUGAAAAGAUACUUACUGUGUACAAUGUUUGAGGUGAGGAGUACAAUAAAAACUCCCCAACCCAAAAGGAAUUUGGCGAAAGUUUCCGAUAAAUCCAUAUGA